AUGUCGUCCCUGGAUGCCACUCCCUCGACUCCCUCACAGCCACUGCCCCUCCCAGCCGGCGUCUCCAGUCGCCUAAUCGAGACGCGCGAUCUCACUUUCCACAUUCUCGAGGCGGGCGCCACUCCCGCCCAUGAUCGCCCGUUGAUUGUUCUCCUGCAUGGUUUUCCUGAAAUCGCCUAUUCAUGGCGUCGAGUCCUGCCCCAGCUUGCAGCUGCGGGCUUCCACGCGGUCGCUCCUGAUCAGCGCGGGUUCGGCCGAACCACGGGCUGGGAUACGCGGGCGUAUGAGGAUGUAGAUCUGACGACUUUUUCGAUGACUGAGCUGGUCCGGGAUAUCGUCAUUCUUGUACAUGCUUUGGGAUAUCGCGAAGUGCAGUGCGUUGCUGGUCAUGACUGUGGUGCCAUGACGGCUGCUACCUGUGCCUUGAUACGCCCGGAUUUCUUCCGUAGUGUGGUGCUGAUGAGCCACCCUUUCAAUGGCAGUCCCACCUUGCCCUUCAAUACUGCUAAUGAAGGCACUGUGGAGGAACAGCGUGAGGCUGCUGCGAGAGGGGGAGGCGGCGGUACGGAGGGAUCUGCGGCUGCUUUGGGGAUCCAUGAAGCUCUGGCUCAACAUGGCCGCAAGCACUAUAAAUGGUACUAUUCGACGCCCCAGGCGAGUCCAGACAUGUCCACGUUAUCUCGUGAUGAAAUGCACCACUUCCUGCGUGGGUAUUUCCAUCUCAAGAGCGGAUCCUGGGCGGGGAACCAGCCGCAUCCGUUGAAGAGCUGGACUGCAGAUGAAAUAGUUCAGAUGCCGGGCUACUAUAUCAUGCCAUUAGACGCUACCAUGCCAGAGACUGUGGAGAGAGACAUGAAAGAUGAGCCAACACAGGGACAAAGCUCUUAUUCCUGGCUCCCAGAUGAUGAACUUGCUGUUUACGCAGGCGAGUAUGUUCGGACCGGCUUCCAAGGAGGCUUGAAUUGGUACCGUGUGCGCACUGCUCCAGAUGGUCGAUAUACGCGAGACUAUGAUACCUUUGCCGGUAAGAAGAUUGAGUGUCCAUGCGCAUUCGUCUCUGGCAAGCAGGAUUGGGGUAUCUAUCAAGAGCCCGGGGCACUGGACAAGAUGACCAGCGGUGCAGUUUGUUCCGAUUUUCGAAUUCUCCGUUUACUCGAUGGAGUCGGUCACUGGGUACCCCAGGAAAGCCCAAAUGAAGUGGUGCAAACAAUACUCGAGUUGGCGGGAUUGGACAGGUAG
This is a messenger RNA of Penicillium subrubescens, 1239 nucleotides long. RefSeq names its product alpha/beta fold hydrolase. Bases 1 to 1239 code for a protein of 412 amino acids. Gene Ontology annotation, molecular function: hydrolase activity. The record is from RefSeq and is a predicted model, not a curated record. NCBI's taxonomy places the organism in Eukaryota, Fungi, Ascomycota, Eurotiomycetes, Eurotiales, Aspergillaceae. The transcript has a single exon.